UUUUACAAGUUGAAUAGUAUGGAACAUAUUUUAUUAAAAACGUGUGAUUUACAUUCUCGUCAUAAAUUUUGGAGUUUAUUGCCAAUACUACAAAAUAUUACUACAAAUUCUACGACAAGGAAAUAUACCCAAUCUGAUGGUCUAAAUAUGAGCGUAUAAAUUCAGCAUUCAAUAUUUCGCAAUCGUUCCGAGCAAUUUCAUGGUUCUUAUAUACAUACAUAUGUACAUACGUACAUACCUUCAAUAGGACAAACACAAAAUGUGUUGAAAAUCAACUGCUGGACAUAUUCAAGCACUAAAUAAAUAACUAUUUACAUGGAUAAUAUAAAAUUGAGAUUGUGCUCAAAAUUUCAAACUGAAAUAAUGAAGAUGGAUUUUUGUAAACAAAUACGCUUGGAUGUUGAUGAAUCAGAAUCUGUGAAUUUGAGAUCAAUAAUCAAACAUAUAAAUUGCAAUUGAUUUUAUGCUGCAUAUAUUGCAAAUGAUUGUAGCCAUGAGCUCCCCAAUUCAUAAACAAUAUUGCUUCGCAUCGCCGCGACGUACGAAAACUACUUCAGAAUCUGAUAAGGGAUUACUCAACAAUUCUGAAGAAAGGAAUGCGAAUAUAUUGUUAGAUGACUUACCGCCACAGCCACUCGCCGCAGCAAUGUUUUCUUUCCAGUUGAUGGCAGAUGCUGUUAACAGAGCGCUGCAGCACUGCACAACAUCACCACCCAAAAACUCUACUAUGACGCAGAUUGAAUUUAAUUCUAGUAGUGCCCCGUCAUUUUGUUACUUUUUUAUUGAUAUGCAACCGCAAUCUGAGAAUGAAUAUAAUUUUUCGGACUACAAUAUGAAUUCUUAUCAAAACUACACAAAUCCCUCGGAUAAACAACAACUAAGUAGCUGUCACCAAACAUCAGAGGCGAGUGAUUCGAAGUUUCAACGACAAAGAAGUUUGUCCGAAUGUAGUGAUGACAGUUUUAUAUGCUUCGAGGAUGAUAACAAAAGUAUUGAUUCGAUUGCAAUUGGUUGCACAGAUUGUAAUGGAACGGAUAAAAUGUCUGAAAUCGAUAAUAGUCAAGAACAUCGGAAGCGGGUACGCUUUGAUUUAAAACCAAAGGUUCAUGUUAUGCACACUUGGGAUUACGCUUAUCGGGCGGCUCGGAAAGGUGGUUGGCAACAGAUCGCUCUCGAUCGUGAAAGAUUUCAGCAGAGAAUAAAUCGCAUCGCCCCAACUCUAAAUAUUAUUCUAACCUCAAACCAUCGGGAUAAAAUUUAUAAAGAUCGGUUUUUAGUUAUAAAAUAGUGAUAGAUUCGUUAUAAUAAUAAAUUCUUAAUUCCUGUAUAUAAUCUUCUGUUCAUUAAAGAAAUCUAUGUAGAUAAGUCAAAAUGACCCUGCAUGAAUUU
Drosophila arizonae is the source of this 1389-nucleotide messenger RNA. RefSeq names its product Protein phosphatase 1 regulatory subunit 15 (gene PPP1R15). Gene Ontology annotation, biological process: response to endoplasmic reticulum stress. Gene Ontology annotation, molecular function: protein phosphatase regulator activity. The record is from RefSeq and is a predicted model, not a curated record. Lineage: Eukaryota; Metazoa; Arthropoda; Insecta; Diptera; Drosophilidae. Gene Ontology annotation, cellular component: endoplasmic reticulum; protein phosphatase type 1 complex.